AUGGCUAUCCUGCGUCACCUCCUCUUCCCUCUGGUGCUCAACGCAGCCAGCCUCUCCGCAUCCCCCCUCGCCCCCCUAUUUUCAAACAGCAGCAGCAGCAGCAACAACAGCGGCAUCUCUUCCUUGCCUGCCCCAUCCUCCUCCGUUCAAACCCCCUUGUCGUCUAUCCAGGAGCCCGACUGGUCUUCCAUCCUCCCCAGCCAGCAGCUCGACUACCACGACUGCUACGAUGGAAAGUUCCAGUGCGCCCGCCUGCUGGUCCCCCUGGACUGGAAGACGGCGGGGGACAACCGCACCAUCGCCAUCGCCAUGGUGAAGCUGCCUGCCGCCGUGCCAGACGACGACCCGACCUUUGGAGGCAGCGUCUUUGUCAACCCCGGCGGCCCCGGCGCGUCCGGAAUCAACCACCUCGUCAAGAACGGCGCCACCCUGCAGAGGGUCCUCGUCGACAAGCCCGGCGUCCGCCACUACGAGCUCGUCUCGUUCGAUCCCCGGGGCAUCGGCAGGACGAACCCGGUCGACUGCUUCGGCCACAACGACUUUGCCCGUGCCGCCUGGAUCCUGCAGGACCACGCCAAGGGCUCCCUCACCUCGGGCGAAGGCGCCAUCAUCAACGGCCUGAGCCUCGCCAAGGCCCUCUCCAUGCGCUGCGAGCGGGAAGCCGGCGAGGCCCUGGCGUACGUCAACACGCCCAGCGUCGCCCGCGACAUGGUCGAAAUGGUCGACAAGAUUGCCGAGCUGCGGAAGCGCAAGGCUGCUGCUGCUCCUCCUGCUCCCAAGGCCGAGGAUGCCAACAACAACAACAAGAACAAGAAGCCGCGACAUGGCGCGGAGGAGGACGACGAUCCCACGCCGAGGCUGCAGUACAUUGGCUUCUCGUACGGCACCGUCCUGGGCAACACGUUUGCGUCCAUGUUCCCCGGCCGCGUCGGCAGGAUGGUCCUCGACGGCGUUGCAGACGCGACGGACUACUUUGAAGGCGACGGCUGGAUGACCAACCUCCAAGACACAGACGCCAUCUUUGAAGAGUUCUGGGACGGCUGCUUCCGGUCCGAAAACGCCCUCUGCCCGUUCCGCGAAACAGACAAGGACGCGAAAAGAGCCCGCAAGCGCUUCUGGUCCUGGGUCGAGGCGCUCGACGAGUCGCCCGCGCCCAUCUACCGCCCCAACGGCGCCCUCAUGCGCCUCACCGGCGAGCAGGUCCUCCGCGUCGUCGGCAGCGCCCUGUACAGGCCGCGGCAGCAGUUCCAGCCGCUCGCCCUCGCCCUCUUCCACGGCAUGCAGGGCAACCUCACCCGCGUCGCCAGCUGGGCCGACUCGGGCAUCCCCAAGGUGGCAGACGCCUGCCAUGCGGCGGCCGCGGCCAAGAAUCAUCAUAACGGCGCGUCUGGCCUGUCGCUGCUGCCGGAUCCCAAGGACGAGGGCGGAUUCGCCGUGCUCUGCAGCGACGGCGAGGACGUGACGGACCGCAACACCAAGUUCUGGAGAAAGUACGCCAAGAAGCAAGGCAAGAAGUCGGACGUCUUUGGCGUCUUCUGGGCCUCCAUCCGCAUGACGUGCUCUUCCUGGCCCGUCCGCCCCAGCUGGUCCUUCCGGGGCCCCUUUUCCACGCCCAGGCACAGCGCCCGGCCGCUCUUCAGCGGGAAGCCCGCCGCGCCGCUGCUCUUCCUCAGCAGCCGCUUCGAUCCCGUCACGCCGCUCAAGGCCGCGCGCUCCAUGGCCAAGGAGCAUCCCGGCUCGGCUGUCGUCGUUCAGGAGUCGCUUGGGCACAGCGCCUGGGGCAGUGCCCCCAGCCGGUGCACGUGGAAGAUUGUGUCGGAUUACUUGCAUAGUGGCGUCGUCCCUAAGAAAGACACUGUCUGCCGAGCAGACUGCGGGCCGUGGGACCACGUCUGUGAUGCUGCUCUGGGGAAGAGGGAGGAGGAGGAAGAUGGCGUGAAGGAGUGGGAGGCCAUGAACCUGGGUGAAGAGCCGCAGGUGAGGCGCUUUCCAUUGGGGUUGGAGUAG
Trichoderma reesei QM6a is the source of this 2007-nucleotide messenger RNA. RefSeq lists its product as uncharacterized. Bases 1 to 2007 code for a protein of 668 amino acids. NCBI's taxonomy places the organism in Eukaryota, Fungi, Ascomycota, Sordariomycetes, Hypocreales, Hypocreaceae. The record is from RefSeq and is a predicted model, not a curated record. The transcript has 2 exons.